Molecule: messenger RNA, 1748 nt
Organism: Loxodonta africana (African savanna elephant)
Lineage: Eukaryota; Metazoa; Chordata; Mammalia; Proboscidea; Elephantidae
Product: olfactory receptor 5W2-like
Exons: 1
Coding region: 744-1679 (311 amino acids)
Biological process (GO): sensory perception of smell; G protein-coupled receptor signaling pathway
Cellular component (GO): membrane
Molecular function (GO): odorant binding; olfactory receptor activity; G protein-coupled receptor activity
Source: RefSeq, a predicted model, not a curated record
AGAAAUACAAAUGUGUGUGUUAAGUUCUGUUUUUCCCGCUCUGUAUCACUUCUCUUUAGUUUGCUAAUGGACUUAUUCUUUGAGAUCAGGUCAGUCAUACAACUGGGUUAGAAAUGCUCAUCAAAGAAAAAUGAAAUAUGAUAGAAAAGUUGAAUUAAACAUGUUUCAUUCACGUUUAAUCAGUUGAAACUAGACAUCAUAGACAAAAGCAGUAACAUAAUAAAUUUAAUGAUUAAUUUAUAUGCAAUGUCAUUCAUUGUUGCUGAUUCUUUAAACUCAGUUAUGUUUCAGGGUGAAUACAAUAAAUGUGAUCACUUUUUUUGUUCAAAAGGGUAUUUCUUUUAACACAAGUCAGAAGUUUAAGCCUGUAUCUUCUGGCUUGGUCUUUCUAAUGUUUGUGUUUCUUUAUGUCAUUUUCAAUCUGUUGUGAGGUUUAAGUUUAUUCAAAUCUACUGUCUGAGAUAAGACAAUAGAGGCAAAUGCAAAUGACAAGUGUCAAGAAAGACUUAUAGAUUUAUAAUCAGUUUUUGAACAUCAUGUUCCAGACAUUUUAGUUUUUAUCGAUAACAUAAAAAUGCCUCUUUAACAGUGACAUUUAUCUUGACCUGUUACUGAGGAUAAAGACAAUUCAGAGAAAGUGUUCUGCUUUACAGACAAGGUUUUGUGCAUGUUCAGCAGAGGUAAACCCUGAUGUAUUAUUUUCUUGAUUUUUUCUUAGUCAUUUAGAAAAAGAACAAAGAAGGAUGGAUGAAGAAAAUUGUUCCUCCUUGACUGAAUUCCAACUCUUGGGAAUUUCUAAUAACCCUGAGAUCAAAGUGACCAUAUUUGCUAUAUUUCUGGCUGCAUAUCUCAUUAUUCUUGUGACAAAUCUUGGAAUGAUCAUUUUAAUUAGAAUGGACUCCCAGCUUCAAACACCAAUGUACUUUUUCCUCAGCCACCUCUCCUUCUGUGACCUCUGUUAUUCCACAGCAGUUGGACCCAAGAUGCUAGUGGAUCUCUUAACUAAAGACAAGUCAAUUUCCUUCUAUGGCUGUGCUCUGCAAUUCUUCAUCUUCUGUAUCUUUGGAGGUUCUGAGUGCCUCCUGCUGGCAGUGAUGGCCUUUGACAGGUACAAGGCCAUUAGCAACCCCUUGCUCUAUACAGUCAACAUGUCCAGCAGGGUGUGCUCCGUCCUCACGGCUGGGGUUUACCUAGUGGGCACGGUGGAUGCUUUGAUAGAUAUGACGUUAGCUUUCCGCUUACGUUUCUGUGGGUCAAAUGAAAUUAAUCAUUUCUUCUGUGACUUACCUCCCCUUCUCCUCCUUUCCUGUUCUGAUAUUCAGGUCAAUGAGCUGGCAUUAUUCACUGUUUUUGGCUUCAUAGAACUGAGUUCCAUUUCAGGAGUUCUUGUCUCUUACUGUUACAUCAUUCUCUCAGUCUUAAAGAUCUGCUCUGCUGAGGGACAGUUCAAAGCUUUCUCCACUUGCACCUCUCACUUAAUUGCUGUUGCAAUUUUCCAGGGAACAGGACUUUUCAUGUAUUUCCGACCAAGUUCUGUCUACUCUCUAGAUCAAGACAAAAUGACCUCAUUGUUUUAUACCCUUGUCAUCCCCGUGUUAAACCCGCUGAUUUACAGUCUACGAAACAAGGAUGUGAAAGAGGCUCUUAAGAAACUUAAAAAUAAAAGAUGGUUUUAUUGAAAAAUGAUGUAUUUAUUUUCUCCCAAUGUUCCUUUAUAAUAUGUGGAAAUUGAAUUUGUUUCAACUAAU